UAUAUGGACAAAAGUAUUGGGACACAGCUCAGCACACGCAGCUGUUUCAUUCAGUCCCAGUGGUCGGACGCUUGGUUCCAGUGAAGGUGAAUCUUUAUGCUUCAGCUGACCAGGACGUUCUGGACUAUUGUAUGGGUCCAACUCUGUGGAACAGUUUGUGGAGGUGUUCCGGCAGGACUCGGGUCCAUGGAGGCUCGGCUGGCCCCACAGAGCCCUGACCUCAACCCCAUCACUGAACCAGAGCAGAGCGUCUGAGCCCUCUGGUCCAGCUCCAGAGUCUGACCUCACACACAUCUUCUGGAUGAAGGAGCAGGAGUUCCCACAGACACGGUCCAGAGUCUUGUAGAAGAGUGGGGCUUUGAAGAGGAGAAGACUAUUCAUUUUAUUUGAGAUAAAAUUAUGUUCUAGUUAAUCAAAGAAAUCAAUUCAUUAGAAUAAUCAAGAAGCAGAGUUGUGGUUAAACCAGAGUAAAUGUUCCAGUGAGAAGCUCUGGAACAGGAGUUUUUUAGCUGCAUUCAAACGACUCUGCUGUAAACUGUGUUUCUGUUUCUCAUCCAGAACGUGACUUACCGACGGGACUGAGCACCAAACCACCAAAAGCCUCAAGCCUCAAACGACACAGGAGGUUUCCUGCUUUAGAGGCGACAGCAGAAGUUUUGGCGGCAGCAGAGGAUCCGUCUGCAGCUGCCGAGGACACAAACGAUCAGGACGUGGUUCUGAUAAAGGAGGAAGCAGCGAAAACAGACGUGGACGACGAUGACGCGGGAGACGAACUGCUGCUCGACGAGGACGGGAGCGAGCUGCAGCCGUCGGCAGCAGAUGACAGUGACGAGGGACCCUCUGGGAUGAUGAACUCCACCUCGGACAUGAGGUUGUGGGAUCAGACCAGUAACAGAACUUCAGAACCAGUCGAAUCCCUCAGCGCGCCGGGCUCUCCGGGCCCCGCGGAGGUCACUGAGAGCAGCUCAUCUGUGGACAUGGUGUUUGAAUUGGCGUCAGAGUCGGACUGUGAAGCUCUGUCCACGGCCCCGUUGAGGAAGCCCUUUUUGAUCGGGGUAGGGACGAGUCCAGCCUCUCUGCCUGGGACCUCUGAGCUGAAGCGGGGCGUGUCUCUGAUCAGCUCCAUCCCCUACGAGACAGAGCUGGACCUCUGCUCCUCCUGGCCUGGACAGGGCCUCCCGAGCAUGGUGCCCGUCCCACAUCGGCCGUAUCUCAAACCGGACCACCGCCCGACACUCAUGGACAAAGUGUGCGACCUGAACACUGCAGGCUUCCCCUUGACGCUGGGCCUCGGCGGCUCCAGACUGGACCCUCUGGACCUGAACAGGUACUGCAGGGACAGACGCUUCAUCUGCAGCUACUGCGGGAAAUGCUUCACGUCAUCACGGAGCCUGGAGACACAUGUUCGCGUCCACACGGGAGAGCGGCCGUACAGCUGUGCUCAGUGCGGGAAGCGCUUCACGCAGUCGGGUCACCUGAAGACGCACCAGAGCGUCCACACCGGAGAGCGGCCGUUCGCCUGCGAGCACUGUGGGAAAAGAUUCGCCGGGAAGCAGAACCUCAGGAUCCAUCAGCAGAAACACCACCCGGCCGAGCAGGGAGCCGUCGCUGCUCAACAUCCUGGUGUGAUCCGCUGAAAUAUGCACGGAUGGUUCUGUGCUGAGGAAACCAGCGUCAACUGUGAUGGACAACGUCACUGCUGAACUCACUGAAACAGAACUUUCUCAAGUUGAAGGCCUUUUAAAGAGUUUUGAGAAGAACUGGUGCUUUUACAUAGAAAAACUGAUCAAUAGUUGUGACUGUUAAAUUUAGGCCGUGGUUAUAUUUAACUCUGAUCUGCCUCAGAAACAGAACAUUGACUCCGUUUGAUCUUGAUCAAUUCUUACCUCAUAAAGACUGUGGAGUGUGUUCAGUUCCCACCAGGACGUCAGGAUCGAAUGCCGCCGGAUGAAAACAGAUUCCUGUAGAAGAAGCAUGUGAAUGUUUGCUGGAUGUUUAUCUGGAAUAAAACGUGAACAAACUGAAAUGAA
Messenger RNA from Paralichthys olivaceus (Japanese flounder), 2030 nucleotides. Lineage: Eukaryota; Metazoa; Chordata; Actinopteri; Pleuronectiformes; Paralichthyidae. The record is from RefSeq and is a predicted model, not a curated record.